Molecule: messenger RNA, 2657 nt
Organism: Grammomys surdaster
Lineage: Eukaryota; Metazoa; Chordata; Mammalia; Rodentia; Muridae
Gene: Ushbp1
Product: USH1 protein network component harmonin binding protein 1
Exons: 14
Coding region: 288-2396 (702 amino acids)
Source: RefSeq, a predicted model, not a curated record
GUAGCCAGUGGCCAGGAUGGCCUGAGAUAUGCCCAGGAGCUCAGGCCUUUCCCAAGGUGCUCUGGAGAAGCAGAGAAGAGGGCCACAGGGCCAACCCCCAGGGUGAGGGAGUUUGGUGCUAAGAGUCGUGGGAGGAAAGAGGACUCGUAGGGUGCCUACCCAAUGCCUCCAUAGGGAAGAGGGGGCACAGUGCAGACGACCCAAAACUCCUACAGGAAAAAAACAAAAAACAAGGAUUCCAAGGUGUCGAAGGCAAGAACUGAGAGCAGGCUGUAGUGACAGAGGCCAUGAGUGUCCGGGCCACACGGCCCCGAAGCCGUCGAGGGAGACACCCUUUGCCUGGGGAGCUGGACCCUGUAGCUGAGAGCUCAGAGGAAGUAGAUGCCACCAAUGGAAGCUUCGAGACUAGCCCUGAGCUGCUGCUUCAGGAACACCUUGGCCCUGGCCUACAGGGCCCCAGGAACUGGACCAAGGAGGAUUGUGAUGUAGGAUCCCAUGGGGUCCUACCCUUGAGCCUGGAAGAACAGUGUGAGCCUGAGGUGGAAGACCACCAGGCCCUGCAAGAAGCCCCCCUGGGUACUGGUCCUGCUGAGAUAUCAGCAGCCAAUGUGUAUGAGACCUUGCAGUGCAGGCUGAGCUCCCUUGAGGCAAUUGUAGCUGCCUGGCGCCACCGCUCGCUAAGUGUUCAAAAGCCAGUGGAAGCAGAAGACAGAGACCAGGGGGCUCUGGGGUCCUUUGGUGGUGAGGAAGAAGCCUCUGGACCUGGACGGCAGGAGGCAGCUUGCCUCAUAGAGAGGAACGCCUGGCUGCGGCAGGCCCUGAGCAGCCGGGAGGAGGAGCUGGCCUGCACUCAGGCCUCACUGCAGGACGCCCAGGCAGAGAAGCAGACUCUGCAGAGACAGUCACAGGAACCAGCACAAAUCCUGAGAUCACUGCAGCUGGAGCAGAGUCGGGAGACAGAGGUACAGGAGCUGGAGGAUUCCCUGAUGCAGCUGGAGGCCUCCCCACCUCCCUCCAUCCUCGGAGCAGGGCACAGAAACAGCAACUCCAGCAGUUCUGGUGCAGAAAGGAGACCCUGGGCGCCUCAGGACUCCCCCAUGGCUCACCCCCUUCUCCAACGUCUCCGGAGUGAUUCCAGCACCCAGAGCUUUGGGUGCCUUUCCACACAGCAUCCAGCCCCAGAGAUGUACCUCCUGGAAGACCAGAUGGGGCAGCUCCAGGGCAGGAACAUUGAGAAGUUGAAGUGCUUCAAUCGCCUCCUUCUGGCUGUGCUUCAGGGCUACAAGGGCCGCUGUGAGAGCCUCAGCAUUAAGCUGGGCAAGCGGGAGGCUGAGGCCACAGCCCUGUGCCUGGCUCUGCAGUAUAGUGAGGACUGUGAGGAGGUGUAUGAGGUAAUGCUUGCUCUGAAGACAGCUGGCCUAGGAACUGGAGUUGAAGCUACCAAGGGAGCCCUGCAGGCUGCUGAGAAGGAGGCCUCUAGACUACUGGCGAAGAAGGACACAGCCGUGGAUAUAGAGACACCCCAGCCCAGCCCAGAGGGCAGGAGUGUGGACAAGCCUACACCAGAGGGACUGGCUGCUCGGCUCCAUGCCUAUGUCCAGCAUCUCCGGGAGCGCUGGGCUUUGGUGAAGAUCCCCCCAGCACUUGGGCCUGCCACUGCACCCAAGCCGACUAUGCCCCAUGCAGAAGCAACAGUACAGGCCAUUCUGGAGAUACAGCCUGGCCCGGCCUUGCCCCAGCUCGAGAAGUCUCAGAUCCAGCAGGACCUAUCGGCUACUCGGGACAGUCUGGCUGACCUGGUGCUGAGGCUGCAGCUAGCGCAGCGGGAGAAGCGCGGGCUGGAGCUGCGGGAAGCAGCGCUGCGGGCCCAGGGCCCUGCCCAUCGGCUGCUCCUGCAGCAGCUUCGCUGGGAGCGGGCUCACCUCACGGGCGAUGGCAGCAGUGGAGGCAGCAGCGAGGACCCAAGCAGCGACGAAGAGGCCGGGGAGGACAGACUGCAGCACUACCAGGUCCCUCCUGCCCUCCUGGGUGGUCAGAUGGACAAAGUGUGGGACUCUGAGAAUGUAUCCCAGGAACUGUCAGCAUCCCUGGCCCGGGCAGUGGACCUGCGGGCACAGCUGCAGUCCCUGCGGCGGCAGCUGGAACAGGUGGCUCAGAAGGGCCGAUCCAGAGGUGCUCAGAGUGCCGAGCUCAACAGAGAGCUGUGCAAGGCUCACAGCGCUCUGGCUUUGGCCUUUAGAGGAGCCCACCGGAAGCAGGAAGAGCAACGCAGGAAGUUGGAGCAGCAGAUGGCUCGGAUGCAGGCUCAACAGGCUGAAGAGCUGGCAGUGCUGAUGGCCACUGCUAGGGCCCUGGGGAAGCCUGGGGCACCCCAGUCAGCCCAGACCUUCCUGUAGGGCUCGGACCAAGCUUGCAUGUGACACAGAGGUGGCUGGAGUGUCACAGUAUCCUGUGGUGUAUGGAGAGGCAGCCCAGAUACUAACAGCAGGGUCUGCUCUUGCGGGGACUUGGGUUUAAUUGCCAGCCUCAACAGCCUUGGCGCCUGUGACUCCAGGUCGAGGAGAGCUGUCGCCCCCUUCUGGCCUCUGAAGGCUCUGCACUAAUGUGUACAUACCCUCCCUUACACAUGUAAUUAAACAAAAUAACAUACAAACCUG